Leptopilina heterotoma is the source of this 2790-nucleotide messenger RNA. RefSeq names its product DDB1- and CUL4-associated factor 5. Lineage: Eukaryota; Metazoa; Arthropoda; Insecta; Hymenoptera; Figitidae. Gene Ontology annotation, biological process: negative regulation of fatty acid biosynthetic process. The record is from RefSeq and is a predicted model, not a curated record. Gene Ontology annotation, molecular function: protein binding. The coding region runs from base 309 to 2636 and encodes 775 amino acids. Gene Ontology annotation, cellular component: cytoplasm; Cul4-RING E3 ubiquitin ligase complex. The transcript has 9 exons.
AGCACCGGUUGUCUUUAUAAAUUAUAAUUUUUCCCAAUAAAAAUUAUUUUCUCUAAUGCGAAGUUAAAUUUUACACUUUCAACAUUUUAAUAAUGGACCAAGUAAAUAGUCAAAAGAACUUUCAGAAAACGUUGAGAAAUGAAAAAUAUUCACAAACUUGGAGCAAAGUGAAGUGACUGAAAACAAAUCAGAUCAGCUGAUUUCAAAGAAAGGAUAUUCCUGUAAAGUAACAGUGCUCGAGAAUGGUGAGAAUCUAAUGGAAAGAUUAUAAUAGCGAGGAAAAAUAAAAUUUUGGAGUCGAAAAGAAAAUGGCUUAUCCAACACUUUACAAUCCAUUGUCGUUUGUUAUUAAUCGACAAAUUAAUGAUAAAAUUAAUCAUCGUCAAAGAUUGGUAAAGGCAAGAUUUGAACAUUCGGAAAAUCUCUUUAGAAAAAAUCUUCUUUCACAUUAUGGAUGCGUGAAUGCAAUCGAAUUUUCAAAGUACGGCGAUCUUCUUGUGUCAGGAGGUGAUGACAGAAGAGUUCUAUUAUGGAAAGUGGAACAAGCGAUUCAGGGAACGGAGAAACCUGCCGUGAUGAGAGCCGAACAUUCAAGCAAUAUAUUUUGUUUAGGUUUCGAUAACAGUACAUCAAAAAUAUUUUCAGCCGGAAAUGACGAUCAAGUUAUUGUUCAUAAUCUUCAAACGGGAGAUCCACUAAAUUAUUUUCUCCACGAGAAGGCAGUUUUUGGUCUGUCAAUUCAUCCGCAAAAUGAUUUUGUUUUUGGAAGUGCUUGCGACGAUGGGAGAAUUCUCAUUUACGAUAUUCGAGGUUCCAAGGAGUCUCUGUGUUUGGCACAAUAUAAAAGUGCUUUUCAUUCUGUUAUGUUCAAUCCAAUUGAUUCGAAAAUGUUGGCAACUGCAAACGCAAAAGAAGGCGCCAGCAUAUGGGACAUUCGAAAACCAUUAAAACCCGUUUUACAAUAUGGAACGGAAGGACCAUCGCAAAGUUGUAUGUACGUGAGAUUUAAUUCAGCGGGAAAUAAAUUACUCGCCCUUCGAAGGCGAUUACCACCGAUUUUGUAUUCAAUCGAUUCUCCGAAACAUCUUUGUCAAUUCGAUCACUACGAGUACUACAAUAGUUGUACCAUGAAAUCCUGUUGCUUUGCAGGAGACAAUGAUGAAUAUGUUCUAUCAGGUUCUGACGAUUUUAAUUUAUACAUGUGGAAAAUACCAGCCGAUGACAUUCAGUGGGUAGAUUCGGCACAUAUGAAACUAUGCGGUCAUCGAUCGAUUGUAAAUCAAGUGCGUUACAAUAAAAGUAGUUGUAUUCUCGCAUCCUCGGGAGUGGAAAAAAUGAUCAAACUCUGGAGUCCAUUUUCCCUGGGCUAUGAAUGUUUGGGCGGACUAAAAAAAAAUUGCGGAAUUCAGGAAAAGCAACGAAGAGUAUUCGCGCACAGUGAAUAUAUUGAAUUGGUUCUACGAAGUGGACAUUUUAUGACUCACGACUACAGUCAUCAAUCGACAAAGGAAGAUCCUCGAAUGAUGGCCUUUUUUGAUUCUCUCGUUCAACGUGAAAUCGAAGACUGGAGUUCCGAGGACGUAACAGCGCCGCAAACACCAAGCGAUAAUGAUAAUUCCCUCGUGAAUAAUACUUUCAACGCAACCGAUUCAGAUGAUUCAACAGCAUCGGAUCGUCAAUUAAUGCUCUCAUUUCUCGGCCCGACGGUUAAUUCACGAAAUAUAUCCGCUGGAAUGGCACCCGAGCGUUCAUCAAAAUCUCCAAAUCGAAUAACACGUCUCAUAAUUAAUUGUCGAACAAAAUUAAUGAGAUUGGCUGGUAAGGAAAUACCGGAGGCAGCAACAAUAUCACCGAAUGCAAAUGGUGCCAGUGUUGUUACUGCUUCUGAAACUGGAAGUACAUCGAAAUUAAAAUCAAAAUUAAAAGGCGCAAAGAGAAAAACGAGUAAAUCUUCAUCAACGACUACAACAACAACAGGAGCAGCAACAACAACAGCAACAACCACAACGAGUGCUAGUAGAACAAGAAAAAGAUCAUCGACAUUGAUUGAAAUUCAAAACGAUGAGCAAUUGGAUACAAUGCAACCGAGUACAAGUUCAGGUCUUGUUUCACAGGUUUCAAAAUACAAUUCAACAUCGUAUUCGGAUAAACAAUCGAGUGAGAGUAAUUCUGAUGAUAAUGAUAAUGAUGGUGCUGCAGUUAAGAGGAAAAUAACAAAAGUUGAUUUAGAUAGUUCGCCAAAAUGUCAAAAAAAGAAGCACAAAAAAUGUAAGCAUCAUGCUAAACGUGAAAGUGGAAAGAGUUGUAAAAAGAAGCAAAAAGUUGAAAACGAAAGCGAUGAUGAGUGGUGGAAAGAAAUGGUUCUAGGUACUAAAUCGGAAAGCAAUCAAAAUGAAACGCCGGCAAAACGAACGAAUAAAUUAGCGAAACAAUUAUGUUCAACUCCAGACAGUGGAAUGGGUAUAUCGACAUCAGAAAAAAGUCAAUCGUCCGCCCAAAGUAAUAGCAAAAGUGCCGAGACUUCAGAUGACGAGGAAAAUUUACGAACUUUUCAGUCAUUUAAAAAGAAAGUUGACGCUAUAAAACGCACUUAUCGUAAACGUACCAUGUCAGAAGCGUCCGAUUCUUCUGACUAAAAACAAAAAAAUCUAACCACUUUUUUUUUAUUUUUUUCCUCUUUGUAAAUAAUGGAGCUGUGAUUCCUUUUCCUUGAGAUAUUUUUCUAAUACUAAGUUAAAAUCCCAAACAAAACGAAAAUUUAUCAUAUAUAUAAUAUAAUUAUUUUAUUCA